Drosophila willistoni is the source of this 8224-nucleotide messenger RNA. RefSeq lists its product as uncharacterized. Lineage: Eukaryota; Metazoa; Arthropoda; Insecta; Diptera; Drosophilidae. The record is from RefSeq and is a predicted model, not a curated record. The transcript has 5 exons. The coding region runs from base 542 to 7894 and encodes 2450 amino acids.
CGCGCACAUCAAACGGGCAAAAACGGGCUAACAAACGACACAGGCUGCAAAAUAAUAGACGAAUAUUUGUAGUCGAUCGAAAAGCGAAACCAAAAAAGGAAAAUCCAAGCCAAUAAUAAUCCAAGACCUAGGCUAAGCCCUGUGGAGGCCACCUUCGUGUUCGUUUUGACCCCAACAAACUCACAACUUUUGGCUUUAUAAUUUUUCAUUUUUUUUUGUCUUGUGUGUGUUUGUGUGUGUGUUUUUGGGGUUGGCAAGAAUUUAGUGAACGGGGCAAAAAAUAAAUUCAAUGUCCGGCCGCGGUGAUGCUUAUAAAUAGCCAAAAACGACGACCAAGAACCCCACAAGACGACAAACGAAACAUCGAAAAACCGAACAAAAGCGACAAAAAAGAAAAAAGAGAAUAAGAACCACCUCCACCAACAAUUACAAUAAGGUAGAAAAGGAGACAGAUUACGGACCAGGGCCAAGUAAAUAGGAACGACAGCUGUUGACUCUCAUCAUCAUCAUCGUCGUCGUCAACGUCGUCAUCGUUAUCGUUAUGUUCAACUCUCGCCGUUCGGCCUCGGUGGGCGCUCUUCCCGCUGAGAAGAAGCACUUUGUGUCGCGUGUGGAGAGCGCCAGCGGUGCCUCCCUGGAUGUACGUUGUGCCUGUCAAUACUUUCAGUGUGAAUCACUGCUGCCGGAACGUGUCAACCCGGUAGACUCAAGACCAGGAUCACGCCAGGGUCAUCAUACAGAUGAGAAUUGCCCGCAUUUGAAUUUACAUCGCGACGAUUUGUCUACACAAAGCUUUGAAAUAGUCAGUCAUGCGGAUGUAGCUGCUCCAUCGGUGGAUUUAAGUUUCAUGGAACGCUAUCCGGAAUUGGAACAAACGGCCCGGUCUCGUGGUUUAGUUGUGCGAAGCAUAUCAGAUGCCACUGAACCCGAAUUAAUGCCAACUCAUGGAGGUUCAUUAAUGUCCGGAAAUCGUCGACGACAAUUGUCCAUGGGUGGCCUAUCCUCGGGUGGUAGUGUGGGACGCUUCGGUGAUGCCCUAUCGAUGCGCAGUGGCACCUCAUUGCGUCGAAUAUCGGCUGGCAAUUCGAAAACGGAUUUGUAUUGUGCUGAUAUUAAUAUACCCAGUGGUCGUCCGAGUGGACAACGAUCGGCCAGUGCCAGUCGUCGAACCUCUAAUGCAGAUCUUUUUCAGGCCAGCAUUAUGCCACCACAAUUGAAUCUUAUAGCAGCUACACCACUUCCGGGCACGAUAGAUCAGCCACUACAAUUCCCCUCCUCCCAUCAGGCUUCGCCGGCUCCCUUGCAGCAAGAUUUUAGAAAUGCGAGACCGCCACUAUCGCCGGAUUAUAUGAGACCCAGUGAUGCCAAUAAAGAAAAUCAAUAUUCGGGCGAAGUACUGCCUCAAAAUCGACCAAUUGAUGUCUCACGCUUUGGUGGUGAUGCCGUCCGACCAUCUUUCCUGCUCGAAACGGAUAUUAAACAAUUGCAAAAUCCCUAUCAACCCACUGUCACUCCCAAUGAUCCAUUAGCUGAAACUGUUGCGGAAUUGGAGCAGAUUGCUCAAGAACAUAAUAUUGUCAAUAUAAGAGACAACAUACAGACAGAGACACAUCGUCCACCGUCUAUCGCUGGGGAACUCAGUGCCAAAUCACUUAAACUUGAUGAGUUAACCAAAAUUGAGAUUUUUAAUGACAUACCCGUGGUGGAUAUCGAUGAGCUGGUUCGCAGUGAGGAACAGAAGGCAGCCGAGCAUCGCAGUCGUAGCCCAAGGCCAGCUCCGAGACGACCCAAAUCACCGCCUGCGAUGACCACACUACAAUUACCAACGAGUCGACAUGCAAGUCCAACACCGACUGAUCCAGCAAGUCAACUUUCUUUAGGCGGCACAAGUUCUCAACCCCUUAAACGACAGCAUACACCUGAACGACAACUUUCACCUGAACGUCCUAACAAAUGGGCGCCGGUAUCCUCGCAACAACCAACAAUCUCAACAAUAACGGGCAACAUUAAUUUGCAAGAAGCUUCGCCUGAAGUCAAAAGUUCCUACACUUCACGUUUUAAGUCAAUGUUCAGUUCAAAGGAAACUCGCCAAAAAUCGCCUACACCACAACGUUCUCGAACACCCAGUCCCCUGAUGGCACGAUCAUCAUCACCUUUCAGAAAAGAAAAGUCCCCCUCGCCUGUUCAAAUGCUUUCCGUAUUCUCCAAGAGUAAACCGCAAGCCAUGUCCAUAGUUACCACUUCGGCAGCCGUAAUAAAGGGCAAGGAGGCAGAGCCGCUUGCUGUGCGCGUUACUGAGACAUUCUCUUUGAAAGUGGACGACAUGGAUCAGUACUGUGCACGUCCCACAAAACCAUUGGCCCCCCCGCCACAUGCCCAGACUAUGUACAGCAGCCGCGAGGAUUUCGCCGCAUCCGAGCGUACUUCGGUAGACAUAAGCGAGGCUUUUGCACCAGUUGUUGUAUCGUCAGUGCCACGGGGAGGUCCUAGUUUUAUGGCUGGCAAUAGGAAUCUCUAUUCCAGUGAAAUUGAGAUGCCGGGUGCCAUGUCUUGGCCUCGCAGCGAAUCUGAAUUUCAUGGUUCCGUCAGCAAGGAGCCAUCAAUUAUGAGCCAUGGCAGCAGUCGUCCACUUAUCUCGGUUCCCAUUCAAAUAUCACAGGGUCGCAGUACACCAUCCGAGCAACGGUUUGGGCUGCAACGCAAAUCUUCUUUCAGAGAGCCGCGUACACAAUCGCAUGAUCGGAGCUCUCGUUUAGCCGGCGGCUCCCAAGAUCAGCUCUAUGGGCCGGCACGCAUGACAAAGACGGUUAGUUUCAAUUUUGACGAACGCAAAUCGCGCCUUGCGGAUUUUGAGUCCAAUUCGCCCCUAACCCAAAAGCAAAUAGAACACAGAGACUUCCUCGAGCGGACCUAUUUCUCUCGUGAUCAUGAAUAUGAGCCUGUGGGCGGCGAAUCAUUGACAUCAGCAGCGCCGUCCCCUUAUAAUGGCACUAGCCCCUCGCUACAAUUACCAAUACCCAUGGACAUUGAUGGGCAGCUCAGCUCUGCUGCCACAACGCCACGCACUGAAUCUCGCACUGAUUAUGAAAUACACACAAGCCAGGUGGACUCGAGUGCUUUGGAGGAAUUGCCAUUGCAGCCGGAGAAUAGGAAAAAAGGUUUCAUGGCAACGGCCCAGGAUCGUACAAAGAAAAUGCAGGAUGGCCUACGUCAACAGGCGGGUAAAUUGCGCACCAAACUACGCACUGCCCAGCAAUCGAAACCCAAACCUAAACCCAUUUCGGGUAGUCCAAAAGCCAAAGCCAAAGAACGUAGACGCUUUAAAGCCCCCGAAUUUUCAAAAAUCAAAAUGCCUGAAAUCAAACGACCCGAUAUGUCCAAGUUGAAGGAACUCAAACGACCCGAAUUCACGAAAUUUAAUAAGCCAGAUAUGUCCAAAUUCAAAUUGCCCGAGAAAUUCUCCACACUAAAACUGCGACGCAGCAAGAGUUUUAAAGAGAAUGAAACAGAGACGCCAACAGAUGAAACGGCUACUGCAGGUGGUGAAGCAACAGGCGGCGGUCAGCAGCCAAGUGCUCCCAAGAAGAAGUUUGAAUUCAACUUUGGCACUUAUCCGCGUGCCUUCCGAAAGAAAAAGCCAGAACCUGAAGCAGUUUCCCCAGUCAUCGAGUCAUCACUGGGCACUGAAGGUCUCAGUCUCAGUGUGAUACCCAGCACAGAAACUCAGCCCUCACAAACGUCGACAAGUUCGCCGCAAGGUGAUCGUGGUCCGGGUCCAGUUCGUUCACGCUGGGCGGAUAAAUUCUCAGAUGUCAGCUACAAUGACAGUGAGGGAUCGCGCUAUAGGCGAUAUGGUAGCGAAUUGGAGAGUUUUGAUCGCGAAUCCUCAUUGGAGCGACGCAUGAAGGAGGAUCUGGAAGGUGUGGAGGAGGAUACGGCCAGUGAAGCUCAACCACAAACACAAAUGGGCAUUCUGGGUGGUGUGGCCGAUAGCAAACAAUUUGCCGAAUUCGAUGAAGAGAAUCGAGCUAUUCAUGAGAUUUCUAGCCAACGGUCUAGAGAAUUUAAACGUCGUCCCAUGGUGCACCAGGACUCAGAUUUACGCUCUGAAGACAGUAGAGAUGCGGAGGGCUGGACUGAGAAGGAUAUACAAAAAAAUAAAUUGUUACGCAAAGCUGAAUUGGAGGCGGAAGCGGGAUACUAUAAGUAUCAGGAUCGACAGGAUGCGCAGUCAACGGCAAGUUCUGGCAAGAAAGUUGUUAUGGAACCGAUUGACGACGAUGAAUUCUUUUUGCGAAAGCGUGGAAUCUCAGAGGAUAAUAUCCAAUUGCGUCAGUACAUUAGCGCCGCUAUACGCGAAGGUUACGAUAUGCCAAAUGCCCUUCAACAUGUUGGUCACUCUGAGGAACAGGUGCGUAGCGAAGAAUAUGGUGACUAUGAUGUUCCACCACCAAAACCACGUCGCUUACAUCGAAACUAUCGUCCCGAAUAUGAAGACUCGCAGGAGUUCCAGCGUAGUGAAUAUGGCGAUGAUUUGUCCAUGUCACAAAAUGGCAGCGAUUUUCUGCCAAAGCGACCAUUGAGAAAAGCCCGUAGUCGUAGCAAGUAUUCGGUGGAUGGCAGCCAAGAUAUACCCUUGGCUGAUGGCGCUAGUAGCAUUCAGUACUUUGACGACGACGAGGAAUAUCUAAGACCUCCGACACGUGAUGAGCAGCAACAUACAACGGAAUCUGAGCAAGCUCUCAAUAAUCUGAACUAUAGUGAAAAAGGAGCUGAAACAGCCCUGGAAGAGACAGACGCAGUGGCAGUGGUGCAACAGCCACGACCUCAGGCACCAAGGCGCCAAAAGAGACGCACACGUGAUGAUGCAUCUGUAGAGAAGGAUACAGAUUCUUUUAUCAAUGGCUUUGGUGGUAGAUCAGUUUCGAAUACCUUUUUGCAGCCACAGGAAGAUGUAAUUGUUUAUCGCACUGAACACGAAUAUCAUCACGUACCGCUAGCCACGCCUGAAAACUUCACAGACGGUGCCUCGGCCCGCACCCAACGUUCCGAAGAUGAUCGCACCUCACGCGGUGCCGAUUCCUUGAUAUUGGAUAUGCAUACAAAAGUGAAGCCAGAACAACAAAACAAUGAUAAUGUGCCAAGAAAUGUGGAUGAUGAAAAGUUUGUUAUCGAUAUGCUGGAAAGCGAUGGCUAUGCUGUGGUCCGUAAAGAGCCAUUGCCAAAACCCACACCACCGGCGAGGCGCAAGAAGUUUACACGUUCACCAGGCGAACGUUUCGCAACAUUGCCCAGCAUUCGUGGCUCUCGAGGUUCACCGCCGCCGGCCCGGCCACCACCUCCGCAGCAGUAUAUACCGAGUGAGGAUUCGCCACUAGUUUUCCGCCGAAGAUCAGCUACCAGUUUGGAAGAGAUUCACAAUACCCCGCUGCUCAAGUCGAACUAUGAAGCACAACCACAGCAGGAGGUUAAAGAAGAGGAUGACUAUGAAGAGCCUGGAGCUUAUGGUCGCCCCGAAUCACCGCGUUCGAAUCUCCAAUCUGGUGAGGUUAUUAACAAGAUGAAAUUCCGACCGUUACCUCCACCGCCACGACCACCAAGAGAGAAACGUUCAACCAGAGGUGGUAGUGGAACAUUGGACAGCUAUGAGGAUAGCGAACGAGUGGCCAGCUCUAGCACAGCUGAUAGCUACGAUCAAGGCGAGUUUGAGGUAGAGGUUUCCACGCAAACAGAUCCACUGCCCGAUGAUUUUGUAUGUGAAGAGUUUGAGAUUACUGAGGACAUGAAAAUUAUUGAGCCGCGACGCUCCACGGGCUCUGGCAACAAAACACUAGAGGAUCUUUUGCGUAGUGUCCAAGCAGAGGACCACGAUGAAGUCGACAGCAGUCGAGUUCUAACCGAGGAUGAGCAACUGGCUAAGGGUUUGCAACGUUUCCGCGAUGCCAAUCAACGUUCCCUGUCAGAACGUUCGCGAGCUUCGUCUCAGGCGGAUCGCUCUAAGUCAUUAAGUCGUCCGCAAACACCUUCCUCUGCGGUGGUUAUCGAACGGCGAGUUCCAACACCAAGUCUGACACAGGGCGAAGAAGAUGCCACUGUUCAGGCAUCGCUAAUUGUUCGACCCAUAAGUGCCGCCGAUUUGGAGGAUGAGGAACUGCGGCGUGAGGAGGAGGAACUGCGUCGAGAAGGUCUGCUAUCGGACAGUUCGGUGCAAAGCAAAUCAGAUGUGGAAACAGCAGGUGAAGAGGAAGACCAUGGGGAACUAGGUCUAAGCGACUAUGGCGCCAGUUCGGCAGAUUUGGAUGCGGCAGUGGAACAAUUGCAACACGCUCAGCUAGAGAGCGACUAUGAGAGCAAGUUAGAGGAUGAUGAAGUCGAACGCACAUUACGGGAGAGCGAGUAUGAGGAUGAUCCAGGGGAAAAGUACUCUGAUCAUUAUGAGGAAGAUGAAGAGGAAACUUUCGACAAGCAGCUGACUGAACAAGAGCUGGAUGAAGCACUCGAAAAGCAAUUGCAGGAGGAAAUGGAAAAGGAACUUGCAGCUUACAGACAAAAAGAAAAGGAACUUGCCUUGGCAUUAGCUCUGGCUGAUGAGGGACAUCCACUUUCCGAAGAAGAACAGGCUCUUUCUGAUGUCGAGCAGCCGCUUACCGAAGGGGAACAAAAUAUCCAUUCGGAAUCUGAACUGGAACCAGAACCCCUUGCUCUGCAGGUUGAGGAACCCAUUAUAAAGACCAUCGCUAUCGAACCCACCGAGGCCGAGGUAGAACUGAAAUUUGUUGCCACCUUACCAACAGAAGCCAAGUAUAGCCAAGAAGAUGUCGACAUUGAGGAGGAAGCAGUACCUCUACCGCCACCACGUCGCAAAUCGACAACAACCCUCGACACUACAGCACCAACUACUGGUUUAACAAUUGCAGAGCAAAUUAGUCGAGAAGUGACCCCAGUACAAUCGCUUCAACAGUCCCCACCAGAAUCACUGCCAAGUCGCCUAGCUGAACUUGAAGUGGAGCGACUCCGUGUACAUGCUCUUCAGGCUGGCCAAAUCCAAGUAUCACAAUUGCAUGGCAAUCAGAUCAUAGCCGAUGAUUUGGAAUGCAAAUCGGGUGGGCUGGUGGUGAAGAAUAUUGAACUUCCACCUGGUUUCAUUGAAGACAUAGUCGAGCGUGUGCGAGAGCAGCGUCCAUCACUGCUUUCGUCCGAGACGCAAACCAGCCGUCAGGCAAGUAGUGAACCGGCUACUAGCGAUGUAGAACCUCCUACCAAACCGCCACGUCAGAGCAAAACAACCGAAUCGACAUCACCACCGAAUCUCGACGAGCAGACACAAACUGAUACUGGCAUAUUGCCACUUCCACCGCCACCUGCCGUAUAUCCUAGUGUGGAGUAUCUGCAGUCAUUGGCUCCCUUGGCCUUUUAUAAUCUGCAACGUUCGGCUGAAGCCGAACAGGCUGAAACGACUGCUGAACGCAAGGCACCGCACAAAUGUCGGCGUCGUCAUGUGCACGAGCCAAUCGACCUUGACUCUGGGUCCGAUGUAGAGGAACAACUGGUCGAACGACCACGUUCGCGUUCACGUUCACGUCGCUCCCGUACUAGAAGUGCCACUCAACCGUUGGAAGAAUACGAUGACGAUCAGCCAAAGACUGUGGUUCAGGCAGGAGGACAAUUCAUCUCCGCCUGUAGCCUGGAACUGGUUAAUAUCAUCAAUCAAUUGACAAACUAUGUGCGAGGAGAGACAGUGGAGCCACAACAGCAGCCCAGAAUAUCUGCACUAAUGGUGCUCUUUAUAUUAAUUACUUUUGGCAUCCUCGUCUUUUUGCUGACUGGCCGACAGGUGCACACACAUCACUGGGACUACUUCAAUCCGCCUGGCAACGAGGGCAGACAAACGUGAGAGGAUAACGACGUCCCUUGAACUAUACUUUGUAGGGAGGGGCUUUUGCAUUUUGGAUGAGAAAAAAAAAGAGAAAGAAACAAACAAAAACAACAAAAAGAAAUCGAAUUUAAAAGCGGUUAUGACCGCUCGAAACUAAAGGCCUUAAAAUGAUAUACUAACCAAAAAAACUAAAUCAAGAAUAAAUAAAAUCAAAUACAAGGACAUUUACUUUAGGAGAGAUGCGAAGAUAUACAUGUAAAUGGGCGGCGAGGGGCGUUGCCUUUGCUACUAGUCAGAUACCAAUCGAAAUACCAAACCAAAAUCCCAGUCACUCAGUCAAUCAAUCAA